CAAUCAGUCCACUUUUUCAGUCUGUCGCGUUUUUUCUCCGAUUGAUUUAUUGACGACUUCAAAUUUCUUCGCAAGUUAACUUUUUCCCUUUCGCCUCAACCGCUUUGUUGUCUAUUUCAGCAGGUCAGCCCUGGUGCAUAUGGCCUGCUGUUUCAGCUGUGUGUUGCAUGAAAGCAAAAUCGUGACUUCGCUCUGACUAAUAAACAAAUAAGAUAACAACCUUGCCUUCAUGCUGGGAACGCUGGCGGUGCGCUGAAGCGACCGUGGAGGUUAUAAAUGUUGACCGAGCGUGAAAAGACCGUGGUCUCUACUGCCGUUAUAGCCGCAGUUGGUGUCGGGGUACUGUACGUACUGACUCGCUACCGGAACGGCAUCAUGAGUCGGCUGAAGGCACUGAACCAACGGGAUCCACUCCGUGGCCAGCAGGUGCACAUCAUCAACACGGCCGACGACUGUCGGAUGAUUGUGACCAAGCUGCACAAACACUGCCAGGAGUACAACGUGCUGGGAUUCGAUUGCGAAUGGGUUAGCAACCAAGGGAAACGGCGUCCCGUGGCACUACUCCAGCUCGCUUCCCACCGUGGCCUCUGUGCCCUUAUACGGCUGUGUACGAUCAACAAGUUACCGCAGGAAUUGUACGAUCUUCUGAACGACGACAACAUCAUCAAAGUUGGCGUUUCACCGUUUGACGAUGCGCGGUUACUUCGCGAAGAUCACCGUUUGAAGGUGGAAAGCACACUUGAUCUACGCUUUAUGGCGGAACGGGCCGGUUUGGAGCCAUUCGGCAUUGCGCGACUUGCAAACGAAGUUUUAGGACUAACGCUGGACAAACACUGGAAGAUACGCUGCUCCGACUGGGAAGCGCCGGAACUGUCCGAACGGCAGAUUAAAUAUGCGGCCAGUGAUGCGCACGUUGCGGUGGAACUGUUUAAGAAGUUUGCCUACAAACUGGUACCACAUUACCCAUGGACGAGCCGAAAAGUCGUGCUCCAACAAGUGCUAGAAGAGAUGGACUGCUAUAUGGAUCAAACGUACAACAGUCGCAGAUCGAAGGGAAGCGGUGGAUCCAAGAACAAAAAGUUCCUCGACCCGCAAAACCAUCAAAAAACUGGCAAGCGCUAUCACACGACGCGCACAAAGCCACUGUACCACAACUGCAUAAUGGAGGCACCGGAUGGUGAAGUGCUGUGCACUUGCGAUCGGCGCAAGGCCGAAUGGUACGUGCAGCGUGAGCUGGCGGACCUGGUGUGCCAGGAGCCGUACACCGUGCGUUUACGCUUCGAACCGGCCGGUCGGGCAGUGGACGACCCGGGCAAGUACUAUCAGCAGGUGAAGGAAAACAUUUGCGUUGUGUGCGGAGCGACCGAGUGCUUCAAUCGGAAGAAUAUUGUCCCACGGGACUAUCGUAGACAUUUUCCAGUUGUAAUGAAAGAGCACGUUUCACACGAUGUCCUCCUGCUGUGUGCCGAUUGUCACCAGCGCAGUAACAUUUUCGACGAGCGGCUGCGACAAAAGUUGUCCACCCUUUGUGAGGCUCCCCUGGCGGGGCAGAAGAACGGAACGAAGGAAAUUCGCCUCGAAACGAUGUCGGAAAUAAGAAAAGCAGCACGAGCUCUUCUGUACAGCGCCGGACAGAUGCCUCCCGAGCGGCGACAACAUCUCGAGGAGAAGCUACUGCAGCUGCUGAACAGCCGGCUGAUAGACGAUGAUGAUGAAGCCAGUCAGAAUGAGGCACGCGUUACGGAACUGACACCGGAUUUGCUGCACACAUACAGCAACAUAGACAUCUCGGUGCGCAACGAGUUCUACUGUGCGCAUGGGGAGCGUGUGGUCGAGUACUUUAAACAGCGCCCAGGAGGACUGAGUCAGCUGGAGCGCAUGUGGCGUGAACAGUUUCUGCACACCAUGCGCCCGAAACAUCUUCCCGCACUAUGGUCGGUGGAUCAUAACUACAAACGUCUGGAAAUUCGUGCCGGAGAAGGAAGGGUUAAUGUGGAAGAUCUAGCCGCCGCCGGUAUCAGCCUAAAUUCGUCCCCAUCGACUUCCAGCUACUCAUAUAGCAACUCCGGUUAUUCGCAAACGAACGGGACGCCCACUUACAGUGGCAUGACCAUGGACAAUCCCCCUUCAUCUACACGCUUCUACUCAAACAUGCCCUCCCAGAAUGCUACCGUGGCCAGCGGUACCUCCGGCGCAGGUGUAGCGACACACUCCACUCAGUACAAAUCCAUUAUCCAACCGCGUUGGACCGAAGCCACCGCGAACGAAUCCGUCUCGUCCGGUGGUUCUACAACACUGUUUAAAACAAUAAACUCUCCACAACCCCCGCCGGCAUAUACCAACGAGCCGCGGGUAGCACGAACCACCCAGCAGCAGCAACUGGACAGUGAGCUGGCAACCGAACGAGACUUUGCCUCCCUUCAGCUAACCUACGAUAGCGAUGACUCUAAUUCAACCCUCUCCCAGCCGUCAUCAACAUUGCUCUAUUCUAACGGUACGUUCCCGGACGAAGAGGAACAGAACGGUGACGAUAUCGAUGAUCAAGAUGGAACUUCCAGAAGCAACGGCCGGAAAGCGGAGGAAGAAGAGGGUGAUGACGCCGACGAGCGCAGUCUUAGCGCCAUCGACAGUUUAGUCACGGACAGUUCUUCCUCUUCCACCGCUACUAGAGCGCGGGACCCGACCGGCGUAGAGGCUUCGGUAGCACGAGGGGGACAAGCGACCGGUUGGUAAAAACUCUCCCGCUUCAGGUGGCGAUUACAUCAGCUGAAAAGAGAUUAGUCCGAGAAAGUUACAUGUGAUGACGCGGAUGACAAAGUGAAUAUAUUUUUACUGUACAUGUUGAUAACGCUGAAUGAACAAAUCAUCCCAAAAGUGUAAAACUAACGUUUAACAAAUGUAACAAAUAGAAUACAGUAAAUUAUAAUCUUCGUUGGUUCCAAAC
Anopheles coustani is the source of this 2944-nucleotide messenger RNA. RefSeq names its product exonuclease 3'-5' domain-containing protein 2 (gene Exd2). NCBI's taxonomy places the organism in Eukaryota, Metazoa, Arthropoda, Insecta, Diptera, Culicidae. Gene Ontology annotation, cellular component: cytoplasm; nucleus. Bases 277 to 2733 code for a protein of 818 amino acids. Gene Ontology annotation, molecular function: 3'-5' exonuclease activity; nucleic acid binding. The record is from RefSeq and is a predicted model, not a curated record. The transcript is spliced from 6 exons. Gene Ontology annotation, biological process: nucleobase-containing compound metabolic process.